Messenger RNA from Mauremys mutica (yellowpond turtle), 2068 nucleotides. It is a transcript of the gene MEIOB, whose product is annotated as meiosis specific with OB-fold. Lineage: Eukaryota; Metazoa; Chordata; Testudines; Geoemydidae. The coding region runs from base 269 to 1684 and encodes 471 amino acids. The transcript has 15 exons. The record is from RefSeq and is a predicted model, not a curated record. Gene Ontology annotation, molecular function: single-stranded DNA 3'-5' DNA exonuclease activity; single-stranded DNA binding. Gene Ontology annotation, biological process: resolution of meiotic recombination intermediates.
UUCUUGAUAGUUACACCACUAGACUGAGAGCGUUACCUUGGUUCCCCUUUGAGGCAACAGGAUGUCACUUUAUCAAGACGUUUCUAGAAUAGCGUGGUAUAAAACGGAUUAAUGAGCUGGGCUGAUACUUUUGACCCAUCAAAGAUUUCUGCUUAGUUUUUCCAACAUAAUUAUAUCACCCUGUGUGGAAAAAUGCUCUUAUCCUCCCUGGAUCGGCCACAACAAAUGAUAAGUUCUACCUUUUGAUUAGUCACUAAAAAGAUAAAGAAUGGCCUAUUCCAUUUCAACACAGAACUUUGUUGCACUUUCAGAUCUGCAUCCAAAUCUGGCUCGCCCUAGUAUAAUCGGUGUAGUUAUUGGGAAAACAGAUGUCAAAGGUUUUCCAGACCGAAAAAACAUUGGAUCUGAGAGAUACACCUUCAGUUUUACCAUUCGAGAUUCACCAGCUUACUUUAUAAAUGUAAAUUCUUGGGGCAGAGAGGAGUAUGUUAGAUCGCUUUCAGAAAGUUUUAGAGUAGGUGACUGUGUGACAAUUGAAAAUCCUUUAGUGCAAACAAAGGAACUAGAAAAGGAAGAAAAAUUCAAUCCCACAACUCCUAGCUGCUACAAAUUAUUGCUCAGUGAGACUCAUUCAGUGGUCAAAAUUUGUUGCCACUAUGAAGUGGACACCAAGCUGCUUUCCCUGUUGCAUCUACCUGUAAAGGAUCCUCAGGAUUACUAUUCUCUGGGUGACAUUGUUGCAAAUGGGCAAAGCCUUGAUGGAAGAAUCAUUAAUGUGCUUGCAGCAGUGAAGUCGGUUGGGGAGCCAAAGUACUUUACCACUUCAGACAAAAGGAAAGGUCAGAGGUGUGAAGUAAAGCUGUAUGAUGAAACAGAAUUGUCCUUUGCAAUGAUUUGUUGGGAUAAUGAAUCUAUCCAGCUUGCGCAGAGUUGGAUGCCACGAGAAACAGUAAUAUUUGCAUCAGAGCUGAGAAUAAAUUUUGACAAAUUUAGGAACUGCAUGACUGCAACUGUUAUAUCAAAAACCAUUUUUACAACUAAUCCAGACACACCAGAAGCAAAUAUUCUUUUCAACUUCAUAAAAGAGAGUGCAGCAACAGGAGCUUUGGAUGAUAUAACUGAGGAUCAGUUAAAAGAAUCCAUAAAUUUGCAGAAUAUAGUUGACAUUUAUACUGUGGAGCAGUUAAAGGUAAAAGCUUUGCAGAAUGAGGGAAAACCUGAACCAGUCUAUGGCAUUAUUUACGCUUAUAUUUCUACAUUGAACAUUGAUACUGAUACAUCUAAAAUUAUACGAAACAGGUGUUCAGGGUGCCACUAUGUGGUCAACGAAAUGUCAAACACAUGCACUUUCUGCAAUGACAACUCUUCAGAUGCUAAGUCUGUCUUUACCAGUUUUGAUUUACUAGUUGAUCUUACAGAUCACACAGGCACUCUACGUUCAUGUAACCUCUCAGAUGUUGUAGCUGAGGAAACAUUAAGCUGCACGGUCCAUGAAUUCCUCACUCUGAUGGAAGAGCAGAAGACAGCAUUAAAAUGGCACCUUCUCCUGGAACGAAGCAAAAUUUAUUUUAAAUUGGUUUUGUCACCCAGUUUGAGAACCGGAUUGAGAGUGAACUUGCUUUCAUGCAGACUAGCAGAUCCUGUAGAGGCCAGUCAGAGCUUGUCAGGAAAAGGAAGAAAAUAACAUUGUUUGGCUUUUUAACAGCUGGAAGGAUUUAAAAAGGUUGUACUGCAUUGAAAUGACAUUAUUAUAAAAAAAGAUGUUUGAUGCAAUACUUGUAUUUUGUUAAAUGUAUUUAGAUUGGUAAAAGAGUAACAGGUUUAUUACUGAACUUUACAAAUAGGCCUAUAUCUUCUUGAUCUUUCUGUUUUAUAUUAUUCAUCUUAGAAAAGCUUAUUUAGGGGUCAUUUUAGGAAAAAAUCUGUUUGGCAUCUUGAUGCACUUUCUGUUGAAUUAAGCCCCUUAAGUAGAAAGGGAAACAAUUUUCAUUCAGUUUACAAUAAAUUUUGAAAAAUGCUCAAAGGGAUAAUAAACAGUUAUUUAAUCUAAACUGCAAACAUGUUUUUA